Exaiptasia diaphana is the source of this 2903-nucleotide messenger RNA. RefSeq names its product putative histone-lysine N-methyltransferase PRDM6. NCBI's taxonomy places the organism in Eukaryota, Metazoa, Cnidaria, Anthozoa, Actiniaria, Aiptasiidae. Gene Ontology annotation, cellular component: nucleus. The record is from RefSeq and is a predicted model, not a curated record. Gene Ontology annotation, molecular function: protein binding. Bases 1348 to 2760 code for a protein of 470 amino acids. The transcript is spliced from 5 exons.
UAAUGUGGAUGGCCUCUUUCGUUCCCGCCAAAACUAAGCAUAAAUUUGUAUAUAAAUGAGUGACAUAAUAAACGAGGGGUGUUUCAUAUGAACUAUUUGAUUGACUGUUGGGGUCGAAAUUUUAUAUAUUUUCUAGUGAAUCAAAAAACUAACCAUGAGAUGGAAAUGCCUCGGCUUCAAUAUAAAUUUGAAAGUAUCUAGAAAGGAUCUUUUAUAGUCAUUUUCAGAGUUGUGCAUUGGGGUUGAACAUUAAUUCGUUGCCAUUGUUUGAUUACAUCACUCGAUCAUCUAGUGUAGUACAAGCAGGAGUAAGCCUGCCUCUUAUGUGCAUCAUAGUUAAUGGAAUAAAAAAAAAUCACCAUGCUAAAUUUGUCUUCACCUGUAGCUACCUCGCUCCUUGAAGUGACGUGCCAACAGCAGUGAAUUCAAAGAAAGCAAAAUUCUUACUGUUACUUACAUUGUAAAAAAAUUAGUAUCUGAAGCUAAGCUCACAUUGUAAUGAUCCAUUGAAAUGGUGCCAGUAGCAGUACGCAGCAUUUGUCAUGUAUUUCCGCGCUUAUGAAAAAACAAUUCUUACAGAUGCUCAAAACGCUGUGUUUGGGAUGUUUCUUUGGUAAGACUUGCUUACUAGGGAUAGCACCAGAAUGAUUGUGGUCUUUGAAGAGUGUUCUAGCGACAUUCUUCAGUGAAUUUUACGUUAAUUGUGUGCUCAGAACUUUGACAAGUGUAGCGCAAUGUUGUAGAAAACCACCCCAGCAACCAGAAGAAGAGAGAAGCACGGUCCGUGCCUGUCAACAAUCAAAUCGUAACCUGCAUUGGGAUAAAACUAUUCUCUCCAUACGUGAACACUAUUAGAAUGAUGUUAUGACAAUGUACUCUUUUUAUUAUGUACCUCGAAAGCUCUUUAAUCUAACUUAAAUUACUGCUCAUUCGUCGUUUGAUUCAUUUCAAUCGUUUGGAAGCUGGAACAAACUAAACUAUCACGUAAAAAUGUUAUUUGAGAGGUAUAAAAUAUACUCUUGUGUGUAUUUUGGCGGGAAUUUGAUUGUUAAACGCGAAGACAAAUUUAAAUAUUUUAAGUUAUACACAACUCGGCCGUUUAAUUAAGGUCAGAGGGUCGCCUGAAAGAGUCAUAUUUGAAUAUUUAUAAACUAUAGAAAAGAAAGGGUAUUUUGGCGGCGUUCCACUUCAAGGGUUUAGUUUAAGCACAAGAGUUUAAUGUAAAGCUCCAACGCCAUACGUUACUUUGACUUACUGAAAGCGAAAAAAGGACUAGUUUUGGUUGGGAAAAUUAUAACUACACAACGUUACCGUGUUAUCAUCAUAAAGGAGUUGUUAUCAUUAAAAAUGUGUGACAAGCUAUCUCCGUGUGACGAACCUGUGAGCAAGCGAAGUAAGAUCGCUCCUUUCAGUAUGACAUUUUCAAGUGAACACGUACAGAAUUACCUGUUUGGUAAAGCAAAGUCUGUUGCUACCGAUGGAUCUUGUUCUUUGGUCAAUUCUUCAGAAGUGCCAAGUUUUCAUGAAGACCUGCCUCAUAUUGUUAGGUUUUGCAUCUCAACUGUUCCAGGAGCUGGAUAUGGAGUCCGGGCGAGUGAGAUAAUACCAGAAGGAGCUUGGAUUGGACCUUACAAAGGAGAGCUUGUAACGCCGGAAUACUGUAUUGAUGCAUUGGACUCUUCAUAUCUGUGGGAGAUUUUCAAAGAUGGUGAACUGCAAGCAUACAUAGAUGGGAGAGAUCAAAMCAACUCAAGUUGGAUGAGGUUCAUUCGUUGUGCAAGACAUAAACAAGAGCAAAACCUGUACGCUUUCCAAUAUCGUGAAAAGAUUUACUAUCGCGCGUUCAAGACGAUAAACCCUGGCCAGGAAUUACUGGUCUGGUAUGAUYAUAUCUACACUCAGUACCUUGGAAUACCCUGCCAGGGUAUUUAUGACAUGGCUUCUUCUAAAGGCCCUACGAAGUUUCCAGGUAAUUUGGUUGUGGUAGCCGAAGAAGAGAGUUUGCCAGCUACACCCCCAACAAGUCCCAGAAGAUCACCAAAUGAUUCUCCAACCGAACCAUCUGCUGUUCGUGACAGGUUGUGCAGGAGAUCGCUGUAUGGUUUUACGCAAGCUUCAACGAUUCCAGUGAUUUCACGACCACCAGCUCUGCAAUCUAAAGGAGACAUUUCUAAUCUCGAAGUGAAAGCCAGCGAGGUAAAUACCACAGUGAGCCAAGAAAUUACAUUGAAUGAAUCUAAGAAAGACACCACUAGCCAAUGUCAAACUGGACAUAGUGUCGAGGAAAAUCAGAUUAAUCCGACAGGUGUCAGUUUACCGUCCUCACCUACAGAAGAACAGCCUCUGACCAUUCAAUGCGGUCAGUGCAAAAAGCACUUUACACAGAGAAGCAUGUUACACACACAUAUUUGUUCAAGUAUAACUAGUCAACCUUAUCAGUGUGGGCAUUGUGAUGAACGGUUCUCAAGUCCGGGAGAAAUGACAAUACACGUUGCUAUUCAUCAAGACAAGAAACCCUUCAAAUGCGGCUACUGUUCACGAUCGUUCACCGGUGCAACGACACUCAACAAUCACGUGCGUAUGCAUACCGGAGAAAAACCGUUCGACUGCUUUAGAUGUGGUAAAACGUUCACUAAGGGUUUGCAACUUAGUAAACAUCAGAAAGACCCAGUAAACUGUGUGCCUUGCACAAAAUAUAUGCACAACUCUAGCAUAGCUAGUGCACGUCCGCUGACCAAUAAACAAUUAAAUCUUGUCUAAGUUAUGUAUAGGUUGAAUGUCUCACAGUUAAGAGUUUAUAGAAUAGUACGUUGAAUGGAAUAACUGUAUAUAGUUCAUGGUUUAAUAGUUGUAAUUAUUUGAAACGUUGUACAUGAGAAGUAUCAAUAAAAAAUAAACUAAUG